Messenger RNA from Sapajus apella (tufted capuchin), 4350 nucleotides. RefSeq names its product ATPase secretory pathway Ca2+ transporting 1 (gene ATP2C1). Gene Ontology annotation, cellular component: endoplasmic reticulum; Golgi membrane; plasma membrane. The record is from RefSeq and is a predicted model, not a curated record. The transcript has 28 exons. Gene Ontology annotation, biological process: manganese ion transport; intracellular calcium ion homeostasis; calcium ion transmembrane transport. NCBI's taxonomy places the organism in Eukaryota, Metazoa, Chordata, Mammalia, Primates, Cebidae. Gene Ontology annotation, molecular function: P-type calcium transporter activity; ATP binding; ATP hydrolysis activity. The coding region runs from base 1100 to 3901 and encodes 933 amino acids.
AAACGUGGAAAAAUACUACUGGUCUUUGCCUUAAAGUAUUUAAAUGUCCAACAGUACUUUUUAAAUAAAUGAGAUUAGAAAACAUGAAUUUGGUUGUUCCAGAAACUCGGUCACAUUGGGAGAAUACUUUUUUCCCUAAGCGAUUGUUUUUUGGAGUCAAUGCAAAAAGUCUUUAUGGGUACAGGCCUCCGUAGUGACAUUCUAAUGUAAUAGAAUCUUUUUUGAUUUCAUUUGCUUAAAGAUACUGCUUUAAAUGUUUUAGAGAAAUAUUUUAUCCUAAAAAGGUUAAUUAUCCAGGGUUGAAAAGAUCUUACCUGAAAGCUUAAAAGCUUGUAUCUUGACAGUAAAAUCAUCAUUUUAGUUUCAGUAUCUUAAUCAAGUGGGUGUGUGGCAAUUCAAGUGUUUUCAUCUCUUAAGUUUCUAUAGUGGAUAGCUUUUGUCUCCCUUCUAUUUUAACUCAAAGCUUUCUAUCUGUAAAGAAUCUCAGCUUAGGACUCAAAACAAGUCUGUAUUGAGGAUUUAUUUCUGGAAUUGUGUUAAACAGUUUUCCGUAGAUAUAGAUAUUUUACUUAGGAAGCUGCAUCAAGUAGGUACCUUGAAUACUACUCUCUUGUGACUAACUCUGCUUGUUCACAGCCUUCCCCACCCUUCCACCAAGCCCCCCUUCACUAACCUGUGCAGUCUUUGCUUUUCUGAUCUCUUUUACUUCUUGUUUUUCCCCUAGUUUUGGAGUAGCUCUUAAAGUCUGACUUGUCAUGGUGCUUUGGAAGAGUAGCCAGUGUCUUUUCUGGGUAAAUAAGCUAUGAACUGACUAAGAGGAGUAGUUAAAAUUGAGAAAGCUUAGCUGUACCUUGUCUUGCAUGUUAAACAUAAUGAGUUUAAAGGAUUAUGAUUAUUUGUAAGCAUCAGGAUCUGCUAGACAGGACAUCUGUUUUACUUGCUACUCUUAUGUUGGUGGAGAAAUAGCAUGCUUUUCAUUCAGUAUAAAAAUUUUGUGUUCUAGCUGGGCAAUGAUGGCUUAGUUUUUGAAAUGUACUUUCUUGAGAAGUAGCAUGUGGUUGCACGUUUUCAAAAAAUACCUAAUGGUGAAAAUGAGACAAUGAUUCCUGUAUUGACAUCAAAAAAAGCAAGUGAAUUACCAGUCAGUGAAGUUGCAAGCAUUCUCCAAGCUGAUCUUCAGAAUGGUCUAAACAAAUGUGAAGUUAGCCAUAGGCGAGCCUUUCAUGGCUGGAAUGAGUUUGAUAUUAGUGAAGAUGAGCCACUGUGGAAGAAAUAUAUUUCUCAGUUUAAAAAUCCCCUUAUUAUGCUGCUUCUGGCUUCUGCAGUCAUCAGUGUUUUAAUGCAUCAGUUUGAUGAUGCCGUCAGUAUCACUGUGGCAAUACUUAUCGUUGUUACAGUUGCCUUUGUUCAGGAAUAUCGUUCAGAAAAAUCUCUUGAAGAAUUGAGUAAACUUGUACCACCAGAAUGCCAUUGUGUGCGUGAAGGAAAAUUGGAGCAUACACUUGCUCGAGACUUGGUUCCAGGUGAUACAGUUUGCCUUUCUGUUGGGGACAGAGUUCCUGCUGACUUACGCUUGUUUGAGGCUGUGGAUCUUUCCAUUGAUGAGUCCAGCUUGACAGGUGAGACAACGCCUUGUUCUAAAGUGACAGCUCCUCAGCCAGCUGCAACUAAUGGAGAUCUUGCAUCAAGAAGUAACAUUGCCUUUAUGGGAACACUGGUCAGAUGUGGCAAAGCAAAGGGUGUUGUAAUUGGAACAGGAGAAAAUUCUGAAUUUGGGGAGGUUUUUAAAAUGAUGCAAGCAGAAGAGGCACCAAAAACCCCUCUGCAGAAGAGCAUGGACCUCUUAGGAAAACAACUUUCCUUUUAUUCUUUUGGUAUAAUAGGAAUCAUCAUGUUGGUUGGCUGGUUACUGGGAAAAGAUAUCCUGGAAAUGUUUACUAUUAGUGUAAGUUUGGCUGUAGCAGCGAUUCCUGAAGGUCUCCCCAUUGUGGUCACAGUGACGCUAGCUCUUGGUGUUAUGAGAAUGGUGAAGAAAAGGGCCAUUGUGAAAAAACUGCCUAUAGUUGAAACUCUGGGCUGCUGUAAUGUGAUUUGUUCAGAUAAAACUGGGACACUGACGAAGAAUGAAAUGACUGUUACUCACAUAUUUACUUCAGAUGGCCUGCAUGCUGAGGUUACUGGAGUUGGCUAUAAUCAGUUUGGGGAAGUGAUUGUUGAUGGUGAUGUUGUUCAUGGAUUCUACAACCCAGCUGUUAGCAGAAUUGUUGAGGCGGGCUGUGUGUGCAAUGAUGCUGUAAUUAGAAACAAUACUCUAAUGGGGAAGCCAACAGAAGGGGCCUUAAUUGCUCUUGCAAUGAAGAUGGGUCUUGAUGGACUUCAACAAGAUUACAUCAGAAAAGCUGAAUACCCUUUUAGCUCUGAGCAAAAGUGGAUGGCUGUUAAAUGUGUACACCGAACACAGCAGGACAGACCAGAGAUUUGUUUUAUGAAAGGUGCUUACGAACAGGUAAUUAAGUACUGUACUACAUACCAAAGCAAAGGGCAGACCUUGACACUUACUCAGCAGCAGAGAGAUGUGUACCAACAAGAGAAGGCACGCAUGGGCUCAGCGGGACUCAGAGUUCUUGCUUUGGCUUCUGGUCCUGAACUGGGACAGCUGACAUUUCUUGGCUUGGUGGGAAUCAUUGAUCCACCUAGAACUGGUGUAAAAGAAGCUGUUACAACACUCAUUGCCUCAGGAGUAUCAAUAAAAAUGAUUACUGGAGAUUCACAGGAGACUGCAGUUGCAAUCGCCAGUCGUCUGGGAUUGUAUUCCAAAACUUCCCAGUCAGUCUCAGGAGAAGAAAUAGAUGCAAUGGAUGUCCAGCAGCUUUCACAAAUAGUACCAAAGGUUGCGGUAUUUUAUAGAGCUAGCCCAAGGCACAAGAUGAAAAUUAUUAAGUCUCUACAGAAGAAUGGUUCAGUUGUAGCCAUGACAGGAGAUGGAGUAAAUGAUGCAGUUGCUCUGAAGGCUGCAGACAUUGGAGUCGCGAUGGGCCAGACUGGUACAGAUGUUUGCAAAGAAGCAGCAGACAUGAUCCUAGUGGAUGAUGAUUUUCAAACCAUAAUGUCCGCAAUUGAAGAGGGUAAAGGGAUUUAUAAUAACAUUAAAAAUUUUGUUAGAUUCCAGCUGAGCACGAGCAUAGCAGCAUUAACUUUAAUCUCAUUGGCUACAUUAAUGAACUUUCCUAAUCCUCUCAAUGCCAUGCAGAUUUUGUGGAUCAAUAUUAUUAUGGAUGGCCCCCCAGCUCAGAGCCUUGGAGUAGAACCAGUGGAUAAAGAUGUCAUUCGUAAACCUCCUCGCAACUGGAAAGACAGUAUUUUAACUAAAAACUUGAUACUUAAAAUACUUGUUUCAUCAAUAAUCAUUGUUUGCGGGACUUUGUUUGUCUUCUGGCGUGAGCUGCGAGACAAUGUGAUUACACCUCGAGACACAACAAUGACCUUCACAUGCUUUGUGUUUUUUGACAUGUUCAAUGCGCUGAGUUCCAGAUCCCAGACCAAGUCUGUGUUUGAGAUUGGACUCUGCAGUAAUAAAAUGUUUUGCUAUGCAGUUCUCGGAUCCAUCAUGGGACAAUUACUAGUUAUUUACUUUCCUCCACUUCAGAAGGUUUUUCAGACUGAGAGCCUAAGCAUACUGGAUCUGUUGUUUCUUUUGGGUCUCACCUCAUCAGUGUGCAUAGUGGCAGAAAUUAUAAAGAAGGUUGAAAGGAGCAGGGAAAAGAUCCAGAAGCAUGUUAGUUCGACAUCAUCAUCUUUUCUUGAAGUCUGGCUCUGGCAGAGGAGUGGACAGCAGCUGGUUGAGAUACAGCCCCAUCUGGAGACAGGACUGCCACUGACAGAAGACGUGAGCUGUGUCUAAGUCCAGUCUUGUGCCCAGCCGUGUCUGCGCCUUCACUCUCUGGAACUCUUCAUACAACAUCUUAGCACCAUCCUCCUGCAGCUCUUCCUUACCUAAAGAAAGAAAGAACCCAAGGGCAGUGUUUCCAAAAGCACUGUAACAGCUUGUAAUUUUCUCCACAUAUACUACAAAUUCCAUAAAGAAAUCAAUUUAAAAAACUAAGAUGUUUUUCCUUUCUGGCUUCAUAAAUGCCUUGCUGUAUAAAUUGAAAUACUGAUACUGAACUGUCUUUUUAAUGAUGACCUAACUUUAUUCAACUCACGAGAAUUUACUUUUUCCCUGAAAUAAGAUCUCUUCCACCUGACAUAAACAUGUCUGCAUCUGAACUGUCUAAACCCUACAUCUGUGUCUAUGAAAAAUACAAAUGACUAUUAAAUUUCAUUCUCUUUACUGUUGCUCUUUCAACAAAA